UAUUCCCCUCAACCAACAAGUUGUACAUCCAGCAUGAAGGUGUUCAUAACUAUCUUGGCUUUGGCCAUUGCCUCCGCAUCUGGCGCCGCGGUGCCCUCCGCUGUGGAGAAAGCCGUUAACCUGAAGGAUAUUUCCGGCCGCAUUACCAACGGAUACCCAGCCUACGAGGGCAAGGCUCCCUACACUGUCGGUCUGGGCUUCAGCGGUGGUUGGUGGUGCGGUGGUUCCAUCAUCUCCAACACCUGGGUCCUUACUGCUGAGCACUGCACCAGCAGCGCUGAGUCCGUCACAGUCUACUUUGGUGCCACAUGGCGCACCAACGCCCAGUACACUCACUGGGUUAGCCGCAAUGACAUCAUCAACCAUGGAUCCGCCGAUAUCGCUUUGAUCCGCAUUCCCCAUGUCGAUUUCUGGCACAUGGUCAACAAGGUUGAGCUGCCCAGCUACAACGAUCGCUACAACGACUACAACGGAUGGUGGGCUGUUGCUUGCGGCUGGGGUGGUACCUAUGAUGGCUCUCCUCUGCCCGAUUGGUUGCAGUGCGUCGACUUGCAGGUUAUUUCCAACAACGAGUGCGCUCAGACCUACGGCACUGGCACCGUUAGGGAUAACAUCAUCUGUGUGAGGACUCCCGAUGGCAAGUCCACUUGCAACGGUGACUCUGGCGGUCCUCUCGUUUCCCACGAUGGCAACAAAUUGAUUGGUGUUACCAACUUCGGUACCUCCUCCUGCACAUCUGGAGCCCCAGCUGGUUUCCAACGUGUCACCUACCACUUGGACUGGAUCCGUGACCACACUGGCAUUUCUUACUAAUAAGCUUUAGCUUCAAUAAAAACUUAGUUGAUUAAAAA
Messenger RNA from Drosophila nasuta, 851 nucleotides. Its product is annotated as serine protease 1-like. The coding region runs from base 34 to 813 and encodes 259 amino acids. The transcript has a single exon. Gene Ontology annotation, biological process: proteolysis. NCBI's taxonomy places the organism in Eukaryota, Metazoa, Arthropoda, Insecta, Diptera, Drosophilidae. Gene Ontology annotation, molecular function: serine-type endopeptidase activity. The record is from RefSeq and is a predicted model, not a curated record.